Pistacia vera is the source of this 1252-nucleotide messenger RNA. Its product is annotated as prolyl 4-hydroxylase 1. The record is from RefSeq and is a predicted model, not a curated record. The transcript has 12 exons. Gene Ontology annotation, cellular component: endoplasmic reticulum. The coding region runs from base 140 to 1003 and encodes 287 amino acids. Lineage: Eukaryota; Viridiplantae; Streptophyta; Magnoliopsida; Sapindales; Anacardiaceae. Gene Ontology annotation, molecular function: procollagen-proline 4-dioxygenase activity; iron ion binding; L-ascorbic acid binding. Gene Ontology annotation, biological process: peptidyl-proline hydroxylation to 4-hydroxy-L-proline.
UUAACUCGUUUUAGAGUUCAGUUUACACUUUAAACAGCUCAAAAAUUUGACCAAUAGAGAAAAAAUAAAACGUACUCCUCCUGCCUGUGUUGUCAAUUGCAUAAUCGUAUCGUACAGUCGAGGAGUCGACGGCAAAUCCAUGGCUUCCACCAUGAAAAUCGUGUUCGGACUCCUUACAUUCGUCACUUUCGGCAUGAUUAUCGGCGCUUUGUUUCAAUUAGCGUUUAUAAGAAAGCUUGAAGAUUCAUACGGCUCCGCGUUUCCAUCAUUUAAAAGAGUGCAUAAACGUCAAAAUGAUGGCUACCUUCAGUUUCCCAGAGGUGUUCCAAUUUGGAAUAAUGACAAAGAAGCUGAACUCUUACGUCUUGGAUAUGUCAAACCUGAAGUACUUAGCUGGUCACCUAGAAUUAUAUUACUUCAUAACUUUUUGAGCACGGAGGAAUGUGACUAUCUUAGGGCCAUAGCCCGUCCUCGUCUUCAUACCUCCACUGUAGUUGAUGCAAAAACAGGGAAGGGAAUCAAGAGUAAUGUAAGGACGAGCUCUGGAAUGUUUCUGAGUCCUGAAGAGAAAAAGUACCCAAUGAUACAGGCAAUUGAAAAACGUAUUUCUGUCUUUUCUCAAGUACCAAUUGAAAAUGGGGAGCUCAUCCAAGUAUUAAGGUACGAGAAAGAUCAGUAUUACAAACCUCAUCAUGACUACUUUGCAGAUACUUACAAUUUGAAGCGCGGUGGUCAGCGGAUAGCCACAAUGCUCAUGUAUCUGAGUGACAAUGUUGAAGGGGGAGAAACUUAUUUCCCAAUGGCUGGCUCAGGUGAGUGUAGCUGUGGUGGGAAGACUGUGAAAGGGUUGUCUGUAAAACCAAUAAAAGGAGAUGCGGUGCUUUUUUGGAGCAUGGGAUUAGACGGACAGUCGGAUCCAAAUAGCAUGCAUGGAGGAUGUGAGGUUAUUUCCGGAGAGAAGUGGUCAGCUACAAAAUGGAUGAGACAAAGAGCUUCUGGCUGAUUUUUUUUGGCUUCCCUUCAAAAUAUGAUUAGGGUUCUUCCCUUUCUUGGAUCUCAAUAUACAUCUCUGGGGUUAGAGAAUAUGAUUUUGUUUUAGUCAUUAGAAUAAACUUUACAUAAUAGUUUUAAAGUUAAUGCCGGUGUCGAAAUUGCUAAACCACACCUUGUAAUCAAGUUCUAUACAAGAUUAGAGGUGUACAGCCUGUAUGAACAUUUUGAUAUCAAUGUAUACUAUUUUUUUUUGUUUAAA